Bombina bombina (fire-bellied toad) is the source of this 1017-nucleotide messenger RNA. RefSeq names its product clustered mitochondria protein homolog. Gene Ontology annotation, biological process: intracellular distribution of mitochondria. The record is from RefSeq and is a predicted model, not a curated record. NCBI's taxonomy places the organism in Eukaryota, Metazoa, Chordata, Amphibia, Anura, Bombinatoridae. The transcript is spliced from 3 exons. Gene Ontology annotation, molecular function: mRNA binding. Gene Ontology annotation, cellular component: cytoplasm. Bases 130 to 1017 code for a protein of 295 amino acids.
AGAGACUGGAAUGAAGAAUUGCAGACCACAAGGGAACUGCCUCGCAAAAACUUGCCUGAAAGACUUCUGCGUGAGAGAGCCAUAUUUAAGGUCCACAGUGACUUUACAGCAGCUGCUACCAGAGGUGCUAUGGCUGUUAUUGAUGGCAAUGUCAUGGCUAUCAACCCCAGUGAGGAAACAAAAAUGCAAAUGUUUAUCUGGAACAACAUUUUCUUUAGUUUGGGUUUUGAUGUCCGGGAUCACUAUAAGGAUUUUGGUGGGGACAGUGCUGCCUAUGUUUCCCCUACAAAUGAUCUAAAUGGGGUAAGGACAUACAAUGCUGUUGAUGUAGAAGGGCUUUACACCUUGGGUACAGUGGUGGUAGAUUACCGUGGUUACAGAGUUACUGCACAAUCCAUCAUUCCUGGAAUUUUGGAGCGAGAACAAGAACAGAGCGUAAUUUAUGGAUCCAUAGAUUUUGGCAAGACAGUGGUUUCCCACCCAAAAUAUUUGGAGCUUUUGGAGAAGACAAGUCGUUCCCUUAAGAUCCAGAAACACAAAGUCCUAAAUGAUAAGGAUGAGGAAGUGGAGCUGUGCUCCUCAGUUGAGUGCAAAGGCAUAAUUGGCAACGAUGGACGUCACUACAUUCUAGAUCUGCUACGCACCUUCCCUCCUGAUCUCAAUUUUCUCCCUGUGGAAAAUGAGGAGUUGCCGGAGGAGUGUAAGAAAAUGGGAUUUCCUAAAGAGCACAGACAUAGACUGUGCUGCCUUCGCCAAGAACUUGUGGAUGCUUUUGUAGAGCACAGAUACCUCUUAUUCAUGAAGUUAGCUGCCAUGCAGCUGAUGCAGCAGAAAAACUCCAUACGGGAGAAUUUAAAUGCUUUGGGAAAUGGGGAUUCAGCUUCCUCAUCUGAUGCCAAUACCAAAACUGAGGAUACGGAGCACAUAGAUGGCGAAGCACGGAUUAAAGAGCUGGAAGAGAGCAUGGAAUCUCAUAAUGAAGCAGGUAAGCAACUUUUCUCUAACUCAUUGGAUUAG